GGGAACCUGUUAGGAGGUUCUCAUUUCGCUCAGAGCUGCGGCACGGUCCUGUCUCCUCACAGUCACAGCAAUUAUUGCCGAUAAUGGACCUGAAGCUCUUGUUUUUCUCCGUUAUAUUUCUGUGCACUUCCCAGCUGUUUGCAACGGAAAAUGCUCUGAAGCCCCAUCAGCGCAAAGAUGUGGUUAUCAGGACAAACAAGGAAGAACUACUGUUCAACAACAGACUCAUGGAAGCUAAAAAACCAAAGAAAAAGGUUGUGACAGCAACAGACUAUGACAGCCCAGGUGAUCUGGACCGUGGCUCCGAUGCAGGUCCCAAAAGAGAUGAGGAGCUUCCCACUUGCCUGCUCUGUGUAUGCCUGACUGGAUCAGUGUACUGUGAAGAGGUCAGUCCUGACUUGACCAGCGUGCCUGCGCUGCCGAAGGAAACUGCAUAUCUGUAUGCACGCUACAACAAGAUCACCAAGAUAACAAAUAAAGACUUUGCUGAUAUUGCUACUCUGAGGAGAAUCGACUUGACGGGCAAUCUCAUCUCCGACAUCGAUGAUGGCGCGUUCUCAAAGCUUGAUAACCUAGAAGAGCUCACACUGUCUCAAAACAGACUAACCAAGUUGCCCAUGUUACCAGCAAAACUCUCUGUAUUCAAUGCCAAUUUCAAUUUACUGAAGACAAAAGGUGUAAAGGCAACAGCUUUUAAGAAACUGACCAAACUGGCAUACCUCUAUUUGGCCAAUAAUGAACUUGAAGCAGUCCCACCACUGCCAGAGUCUCUGCACAUUGUGCAUCUACAGAACAACAACAUAGCGUCUGUGACUGAUGAGACAUUCUGUAAGGGCAACAACACACACUACAUCAGGUACAACUUGGAAGAGAUUCGACUGGAAAACAACCCUGUUGACUUGGCCAAGCACCCACAGAGCUUCAUUUGCCUACGAUCUCUACCAUUCGGACUAUACUAGUGGUCAGGUGACACAGUGGGGAGGAGAGACAGUAACUCUCCUCUACUCUGAUCUCUAGGUAGGAUCAGUGUCAACGUAAGUAUUAAUUUGAGGGAAUAAAAGCUGAAAAUGGUCACAGUGUGAUAACAUGAUUGAAAUUGGAAGACUUCUCUUUUUCAGUUAUUAAAAUAUGGCAUUGAAAGUAAGCAUGUUGAUUUACAAGUAUUAGUCAUUGCAUUAUGUGCUAUAUGUUCAAAUAGCAUGUGUAUAAGCAGGUGAUUUUAUAACUUGAAAUAGCAACUACUAAUCUUUGGCAAGACACUCCUGUAUAAGUUUAUUUCCAGUGUCUUUGUGGUGUGGCCUGGGAUGGUUACUGAUAUGGACAACUGAUCUGCCAGUAUGGAACUGCGUCUGUUAUUUACUUGACAACAGAGGCCUCAACAUCUGUCCAGAAGCAUUUGAUGUGGAUCUUUUUUUUUUUAAUACUGUUACGCACUAAGACAAUCCACAGAACUGUAUCUUUUGCUUUUACAUUUUUUUUUAUUAUUGUAACCAUAAUUUUACCAAUACUGUGGCUUCCCUGAGAGGACAUAUCAUUUAGGUUUCAUUUAGGUUGGGUUUUUAUUGUUGAGGUGACACGUGUAUGCUAAGAGGGGCUCUAUAACUUGGGUCAUGUUAAAUAAAACUUGAAGUGCCUUAA
This is a messenger RNA of Alosa sapidissima (American shad), 1638 nucleotides long. It is a transcript of the gene ognb, whose product is annotated as osteoglycin, paralog b. Bases 84 to 959 code for a protein of 291 amino acids. The transcript has 6 exons. Lineage: Eukaryota; Metazoa; Chordata; Actinopteri; Clupeiformes; Clupeidae. The record is from RefSeq and is a predicted model, not a curated record. Gene Ontology annotation, molecular function: protein binding.